UAGCUAACCUUCAAUAUAAUAUCGAGUCAAUCGAUCAUCCAAGUCCAACAUUUAUAUUGAUCGAUUUGGGCGCCAUGGCUAGAAGAGAAGCACCAUGGACAGCGCUGUUUUCCGCCGUCUGCAUCGCGGCGUUGUUGGCUGCCCCCGGUGUGGAAGCAAUCUUUUGCCUUGACGCAAUCAAGGCUUUGCCACGGUGUUUUCGGGACUCUUGGAAGAACCUUUUGCACAAAUUCAAGUGGAACGACGCAGAUAGUUGGUUCGGAUUAGUUGGGGGCGUCGGUUAUUUUGACGAGUCGUGUUGCGUGGCUUAUUACUCUCAAGCCAACGGUGAUUGCAUUGUCGCUUUAGGUAUGUCUACGUGGACGAUUAAAGGCUUUCACAAGGCACUUAAAACUUGUAAGAAGAAGGUAGGAUAUCAUUGAAAUCUUUAUUUAUUAAAGAUACCUACAGUAAUAAUAAAUUAAAAUACAAUAA
This is a messenger RNA of Rubroshorea leprosula, 474 nucleotides long. The record is from the annotation of a GenBank genome assembly. Lineage: Eukaryota; Viridiplantae; Streptophyta; Magnoliopsida; Malvales; Dipterocarpaceae.